CGACACGGUCACUUUCCUCAACUUUGGUACAAUUCGGUUUUUUUUCAUCACCGUCCUUGCAUGGGGCAGCAGGGACAUCUGCCACGCCGUCGCCAGUACCCACUGCCGUAUCAGUCGAAGAAGCUUCGGAACGCUGACAGGACGUAUCGCCUUGAUUCUCGCAGGUAAUCUUUUGCUCUUGAGCCCCAACACACCCGCAGCCACACCACACGCAGAGCACACACACAAACAACACGUAGCGCCUCAUCAUCGCCGUCACCACUGCUCCUACACAGAGAAAAAGAGAGCAGAGAGAAACUGA
Trypanosoma grayi is the source of this 301-nucleotide messenger RNA. RefSeq lists its product as hypothetical. Lineage: Eukaryota; Euglenozoa; Kinetoplastea; Trypanosomatida; Trypanosomatidae. The record is from RefSeq and is a predicted model, not a curated record. The annotation marks the transcript as partial. The transcript has a single exon.